Messenger RNA from Aplysia californica (California sea hare), 656 nucleotides. RefSeq lists its product as uncharacterized. Bases 80 to 571 code for a protein of 163 amino acids. NCBI's taxonomy places the organism in Eukaryota, Metazoa, Mollusca, Gastropoda, Aplysiida, Aplysiidae. The transcript is spliced from 4 exons. The record is from RefSeq and is a predicted model, not a curated record.
GACACCGACAACGACACCCACGACCGCGCCGACAACGACAUCCACGCGGAGAACCACAGAGAAGUACAAGCCUGGAAGCAUGCCCAAACCGUGCUGUCUUCCUGACAAGUUCAGCGCCACCGAGUUCGAUAUGGGUCAGAUGCGCUGGGCAGAGGUCAGUGUGGACUUCACCCGCAGAAAGAAGGUCAUCUUGUACCCUGGACAUCACGACUUUAUCUACUUCGAUAUCGCCAGGGACAAAACCUACAAACAGACUAAUCACGACUGCUGGAUCUCAGAAACAGACGCCAUGGAUGAGGUGUUCCAGUGUAUCCCCGAAGACGCCGAGAUCACCUUUGGGGACUCCUCGUUUUUCCGGAAUCUGAUGCCCAUCUCCACGUGGACGUUUACUGAGGGCAACGUUAAAGUAGAAAUGACGGUGACGAACGAGAACUGCUACCCUAUCUCGGCUACAUACACUGACACCGUCUACGGCUUGGUGCGAUCUAUCUUAACCUUUUCCAACCUCAAAGAAAACGUCGACCCAUUGGCAUUCGACAUAGAUUUGUCCAACUGUGAACACCGCCUUUAGAUCUGGGACCUUUGGGACCGAGAAAUGACUCAGACUAAGGAUCUGCUAAUCUCUUGAAAUAAAUUUUCGUCAGACACUGACCUUG